ACAUUUCGCAGGAUGACGCGCAACCUCGCCCUGCUCCGGAAGGCAAUAAACCUCCCUCCUCACAGUUCCUAUUGGUUCGGGAAAAUUGGCUUCCGAUACCAAACUUUCGUUAUUAAGGGCGCCCAAUAGCCCUUUCAUUGUCUUUGAGAGUCCUCUUGAUCCGUUCAUGAGCAGCACUAUUGAACCAUAGGAAAAGGCUUGCGUAGGAUAUUAUAUUCAUUACCGGUAAUGCGGAUACCCGUCGUGAGAGGUUUUGCUCGCUAAUCCUUUUGGGCGCAGUGUCUGCAUCCAGAGCGUGCGCUGGCGAUACUACCCGUACGGACAGAUUUGCUCCGUUUGCAAUACUUAAAAGGUCCGAACGGACUGGGAAAGAGUCGACGUGAACGGCCCUGUCCCCCCAGCGAUCAAGCUUCCUCCUUCUCUCCUCUUUCCCUCUUAAACAGGGCGGAGCGAAGGGCAUCGAUAAUUCUUAACGCUUUGGCGGCCCGACGAUAGUUUCAGCUACUGUUCGUCCUUGAUACCCCAACACGGGUCUUGAAAUGUCUGCCGAUUCGGGGGAGCGCCUCGUGCAACUUUACGUCUAUGAUUUAUCUCAAGGUGAAAACAUCGCCGACAGUUGGGUGAUCGGGAUUAUCUCUGCUGACAACUUUAAUAUCGGUAGGCAUGGCAAGAGAGGUGCGGCUAUGUGUUCAUUUUAGUGCUGCUUGCAUAGUUAACCCUAACAAUAUCAUCCUCUUUCCAGAUGUCUCUUGGACUCUUGGGUGUUCAAAUCGGUAUUAUAAUGGGCCACAUCUUUCUCUGGGUCUCGGAGAUACCUGCGCAUCAUGCUGAUAAACCCUAGAUGCGGUUUACCACACCAGUAUUGUAGUUGGAGGAAAGGAGCACUAUUAUGGCAACCCCCCCCUUCUCCUUGUGGAUUAGCAGGGUUAACUUUCCUUAGGGCAUGGAAUUCAAUUUUCCCAGCCUGGAAAAAGUCACCAUGGCAGCCCGAUGGAGGUUGUGGCUUUGGGGGUGACCGCAUUACCAGAUGACGUAAUAUCGGGUUACCUUGACUCUCUCCGGUCCAUAUACUCUCCAGAAGCCUACGAUCUAUUCGCGCACAAUUGCAAUAAUUUCACCAAUGACAUGGCCCAAUUCCUAUGUGGUCGUGGGAUACCGACUCACAUUACCUCUCUCCCGCAGACUGUUUUAGAUACGCCUUUUGGCCAAAUGCUUAGACCUAUGCUUGAUAGGGCGAUAAGGCCUGUCACUACUGCACCGAAUGUGCCGACAGAAAACGGAACCCUUGGCACCGCUCUGCAUGGUCCUUCUAAAGUAAUAGUGGCAAACUCGCUUCACGACCUGGAGGCAGUCUUGAAGAGUGCUGAAUCAUCUUGUGCGGUGAUAUUUUUCACUUCCGCUUCAUGUCCACCAUGCAGAGCCAUAUAUCCUCGUUUUGAACAAAUUGGUUCGGAAGCUGCAGGCAAAGCCAAGUUUAUCAAGGUCGAUAUCGGCACAUCUUACGGUGUUGCUCAGAAGUUUCAGGUUUCUGCGACCCCUACAUUUAUGACUUUUCUCAAGGGGGAAAAGGUUGACCAAUGGUCGGGGGCACACUACGGUGACCUGACAAGCCGAAUUGAGACGUUGCUUAGAAUGGCUUACCCUCGUAAUUAUUCACCCUUUGACCUUGUCAUCAUUUAUCGCCCACUGAUAUCCAUUCAGCUCACCCCCAUACAAACGUCAAUCUUCGGGUAACACUCAGCACAUCGAUGAACCCAGUGACAUUUGUCAAGGUACCUCCCCUAGACAAGGUUGUGGAGAAACUCGGCCCCACGGGAAAAAAUCCCGUUGUGACAUCAAUGAGGGAGUUCAUAGCGCUUCGAGAUUCCCACGGCGCAAUUGAAGCCCCCCUUCAAAAGCUCUCAGACUGGGCGACCUUCCUACAAGAAUCCUUUGCAGGGCUCCCCGUAGCGACACUGUUCCCACUGGUAGAUUUGUUCCGAGUUACCCUUUCAGAUCCCAGAGUCUCUGGCUGGUUCGCCGAAGAAAAAAGUAAUAAUCACAAAUUAUCACUCGUUCUUUUUUAUUUUAAAGCUAACACCUGUGCAGGCAACGCUACUAUCAAAGCUUUGCUAUCCUAUGUUGCGGAUCACACAUCAAUCCCCUACCCACUCCGCCUUGUCACGCUACAGGCCACCUGUAAUCUCUUCACUUCACCUCUCUUCCCUCCCCACUUGACCUCCCCGUCCCUCUCUCAUCUGGUAACAUCACUGAUAACUACAUCACUAUUGGAUAAAUCUCAUAUCAAUGCACGAGUCGCGGCCGCGUCAUUGGCGUUUAAUCUAGCGACACAUGUGCAGAAGCAGAGAGCGGUGCACAACCAGGAGGCACUUCAGGACGUGGAGUUCAUAGCGGCGGUUGUAGAAGCAUUAAGGGAGGAGAAGGACAGUAAGGAGGUUGUGAAGGGGCUCGCGUUAACCGUUGCGCUAGUGUCUUAUUGCGCGCCUUUGGGCGGUGAGAUAUUGGAGUUAUUGCAGGUUCUGGAGGCCGGGGGGGUUCUUAGUGAGAAGGCGAAGGCAGGUAUGGGGGAGAGGGCACUUUGCCAGGAGGUGGCAAAGCUGCUGGGGGCUUGAUGUUGUCGAGGGGGGUCUUGUUUGGGAAUGAUAGGUUCCCUAGUUUACUUUGUUGGAUGUAUAUGGCAGAUUUCUCAUGUCCUCCCUGACCCGUUGCAAUAGAUGGGAUAGCGAUUAGAACUGGUUAAUUUUAAACAUUUUUAUUGUUUGAAGCUACUAGAGUUCACGACCUGGAAAGUGUGGCUUAAGACAUGAUAAGCCCACUUUCCCUGGAGGAUAAAAAGGAUAGAGCUAGAGGAGUAGGUACAUAGAUCCCCAAAGAGAGGUGUGAGAGCUCAUAGGUGUUAAUAAUUGGCUUUCCGAGUUCUCACCACUCCCCUCCCCUCCCCACUCCAUCCCAUCCCCUCUAGAUUUGUUUAUCCGUGUGGAUUAACUACUUCCGUGACGGUAGCAAGCACUCCUUGGUACGUGCAUUCGCAAACCUGGACCUUGGGAUCCAUUGCCUUACCGCCAUCCAGGGUGCACGCAUUUGUCGACUCGUGGCUCCUAAGUGAACGCCAUCAACCGAAAAAUCUCCAAAAGGUGAAGGGAAAGGAAAAGGAGAGAGAGAAAGAGAGAAAAUGUAAAACUUACACCUCAAGCACAUAUACCCCAUCCUUCCCCAGCCAGAGCUCAGCCUUUUCAACAACCUCACAGCCGUUGCUGCUGGCAUGCCAGUAUUUCUUCUUGGUGCUGUUCCCGGAGUAGUACCACUGCUCCCCGAAACGACCUACAAGCACCAUGUAAUCCUGGAACACCCAGAGCGAGGUGCCAACGGCGUAGCCGCCCGGUUUGAACUCGGCGAUGGUUGCCUCGAAGCGGGCGUUUUCCGCGCAUUCCUGGAGAACAGUGGUGCCGGUGCCAUCCCCGCAGGUGCCGGAAGAGGAGACGAGCGGGGAAACGCUGUCAAAGGUGCCGGUCCAGAGUUGGAAAUUGGCGUAGGCGGAGGGGGUCUGGGUGGCUCCGACGGUGGAAGUGACCGCUGCCAUCCUCUUUGCGAGAGUGCUGGGGGUGGUAGUGGUACUAUCCUGCCAGUCUGUAAUGAUAAUAGAAUUGGGGGUGUCAUUUGGCACCGACAAUUCUGGGAGUUGGGGCGUACCCACACCACGACUGGUUGUAUGCAUUUACUAUUAGCACUCGCUCGCUCGCUCGCCUCCCACAAUUUCAAUUCAAUUCAAUUCAAAUUUCUGGACAUACGUAUAAGUGUCGAGAGAUAUCCCGCCGCUCUUGUCGUUCCGCCAAAAAGUGGCCAGGAAGAAGGCGACGAAGAUCACGAUCACAAGAAGGAGUGAUGUACACGCCCAGCGGUUCCU
This is a messenger RNA of Tuber aestivum (summer truffle), 3904 nucleotides long. Lineage: Eukaryota; Fungi; Ascomycota; Pezizomycetes; Pezizales; Tuberaceae. The record is from the annotation of a GenBank genome assembly.